AUGGAAGAAGCUCCCAGGUUCAUCAUCGGGCACCAUGACCCCAAGAGACCAAUACCAGUCUCGAUGGAGACCGUCCAAGAUGCUCAUGCCGCUAAUUAUGACAUGGUGACGAGCCCCAUCACGACUCCCCAUUUCCAUAGCCGGGUGUUAACUCUACUCUCUUCAUCCCUUCCCUUCCAUUCAGAAGAAGACAUCACAAAAACCAAGAGCGCUUCACCUGUCAUUAUUCCACCACUGACUCCAGCGGAUACUCCAUUGACGCCCGAUGAGUCUAUUAGCCAGACCAUAGGUAUUACAAGUUCCUGGAUCGACCUUGGUUCUCCAGAUCCGAUCAUCGCGGAUGUCUCCCGACAGGUCCUGCAACUGGAAUUGGCCUAUGCUGCCUUCUGCGGGCUCACGUAUGUGCUGAUCCCAGGCCCUCUUCUUCGUGGUCAAGGCGUGUCUGACAGCGGGGUGGCUCAAUGUGCGAGAGUGAUCUUGGAUGCCCUGGGCCAAGCUCCCUACAUGCAACUAUAUAUAUGGUUUCCCAUGAUUGACCAUUCUGAGGAACACGUCGACCAGAUGGGCAAUCUAGCUCCGUUUGCUCGUCCGCAAUUUUUAGAGCAGGACGAGGCUGAAAUCGAAAGGUUGGAUCUUUUCGGAACCUGGGAGGCAUGGAACCUCAUUAGAUCGAUAUGUAAAUAUCCUUCUAGGUUGUGUGUAGCCUUGUCUAUACCAAAGCUGCUCCCUCCAGUCCCCGUCCAGUCAAGAUGGUAUUCCGAACCCGUCCGGCUGCUCACCCUCGACAAGCAAAUGUUUGCUAAGAACGCCAAAGGCUAUCCCGUGCUGACUCGCGCUCAUCAAGCCUUCGUCCUGAGAUUUGCCCGACUCCGUACAACACCAUGGUUCCUCUUAUGCAACGUCGGGACUAUUCCUAGCAGCGCCACAAAUGGGGGCAUGGUCAACCCAGCCGCGGCUGAGACCAACGCAUUCCCUACGCUCGCCGAAGCAGCACAAACUCCAGACCUCAAAGACCCGACUCCUCACCUCUCGUACAUGCGCAACUUGCAAACCAAACAACCACCUCAAUCGCCUAUUGAUCGCUUCGGGGCCGGCUAUCAAGAUUAUCUACAGGCGCCGUUGCAGCCGCUAACUGUCAACCUCGAAAGCAUCACGUAUGAAGUCUUUGAGAAAGACCCGGUCAAGUAUGCGUGGUACGAGCGCGCCAUCGCCCGGGCCUUGCAUGACUGGAUUGAACAAGGAAAACCGACCUCCAACCCGGACGGACGCGUUGUCGUUGCUGUAGUGGGAGCAGGUCGUGGGCCACUGGUAACUCGCGCACUCAAGGCAAGCCAAGACGUCGGGGUGGAGAUUGACAUGUGGGCGCUGGAGAAGAACCCGAAUGCGUUUGUCCUUCUUCAGCGCCAUAACAAGACAAUGUGGAAUGGCCGAGUGAAUUUGGUGAAGUCGGACAUGAGGACGUGGAGGGGACCCAUUCGCGCUGCAAGUACGGCAAAACCGACUCGAAUAUACAACACCUCGCCUGACAGUGAUGGUGAUGGCAAUGACGGGGACGGCGACAAGAAUGCAGAGAAAGAAUCCACCGCCCAACAACCGACAUUCACAGGCUCACCCACCCUCGAUACGACAUACCUGCUUGCGACGAGCACCCAAACCACCACGCCAACGCCCUAUAAGAUCGACAUCCUGAUAAGCGAACUCUUAGGAUCCUUCGGCGACAACGAGCUCUCUCCCGAAUGCCUCGACGGCGUCCAGCACCUCCUGAACCCGGUCCAUGGAAUCUCCAUUCCGGCAUCGUACACUGCACACAUCACGCCGAUCGCGGCACCAAAGCUUCACGCGGACAUAUUGCAUGGAAUGGGCAGUAAUCCCAAUGCGGGCGAGACGCCGUAUGUGGUCAUGUUCAACGCGAUCGACUACUUGAGCACGAAGCCGUCCGCUGCUGCAGACGCCAAGUCGUCGCGCGGUCUAGCGCACACGCGUCAAUCCCAACAACCCGUUGGUCCUCCUUUUCCAACGCCGCCAACGCCAGUCCCCGUCAUACAACAGACAUGGGCGUUUCUGCACCCGAACCCGGCCCUACCAACCCUCAGCCCGUCCACCAUCGGCACAACGACGACAGAACCCUCCCUCACCAACAGUCACAACGCCCGCUCAUGCCAGCUGACCUUCCCGAUCCCGCACCGGGGCACAUGCCACGGCCUGGCGGGCUACUUCGAGACCGUGCUCUACAAGGGCGUCGAGUUGUCGACGAAUCCCGACACCAUGGACCAAAAGAGCGAGGGCAUGAUUAGUUGGUUUCCGAUAUUUUUCCCGCUGAAGAGACCUCUCUUCCUCCCCGACAACUCGGAAAUCACCCUGACAAUGUGGCGCAAGACGGACGACCGUAAAGUCUGGUACGAGUGGCUCGUCGACGUCUACCUCUACCUCCCUUCCUCUUCGCCGCUUCAGCAGCCUCCUCCACCCCAGACCGCUCAUGCGACACAACAGCGGCAGCAGCCACCGCCGGGACAAGCUCAGAGCAUGAAUCUCGACGGCAGCAGCAGUGGUGGCGCUGGCGGCGACAACAACGACAACAACAACAAGGGGAAGAGGAAAAGCCUCCCGGCAUCGGCACUGGUGACACCGCCAGCACCGCCAGCACCACAUCUAUCGACCGGCAACUGUUCAGCACCCAUCAGCGCAGAACGAAGCAUGCCAUUACCGCGCCGCGCCGCCGCCGCAAGAGGUCGCCGGGUCCGGAUCGGAGGGAGCGAGCUACAUUCCUCGGAGAAGGAAGCCUGUUUGAUGUAA
Cladophialophora bantiana CBS 173.52 is the source of this 2793-nucleotide messenger RNA. RefSeq lists its product as uncharacterized. Gene Ontology annotation, biological process: regulation of DNA-templated transcription. The transcript is spliced from 5 exons. Gene Ontology annotation, cellular component: nucleus; cytosol. Bases 1 to 2793 code for a protein of 930 amino acids. The record is from RefSeq and is a predicted model, not a curated record. Lineage: Eukaryota; Fungi; Ascomycota; Eurotiomycetes; Chaetothyriales; Herpotrichiellaceae.